AUGCGUUCAAUAACAAAAAAAUUUCGUCAAUAUCAAUCCUUAGCAUUGUUUUCUCAAUCAUCAAAUACGAUAGAUAGCAGUACGUUUAGUUUUAAUAUUGAACAAUUAGAACAAUCAAUAAAAGUUGAUGUUGAAUCUCAUAUAUUAUUAAAUUUAUUAGUAUAUGCUAAAGAAUUAAACGAUUUAUUUUAUAAUGAUGAACGUUUUUCAAAUAAUUAUUUUCAGCAAAUUGAAAAUAAUCUUUCAUAUAUACAAUCGAAUAAAUUGAUAAAUGAUUUAAUAAAAGUAAUUAAAUAUUAUUUUGAAAAAUAUUUAUUAUCAUCUAUAAUAAUACGUUGUUAUAUACAAAUACAUGUACCAUCAUCACAAUCAGGUAAUAAUCAAGGUGUUAAUAUACAAAAUCAAAUAUUAAAAGAACUUGAUGAUAUGAAAAUAAUAAUUGAAACAAAUGAAAAUAUAUUUAUUGAUUAUCAUAAAAAACAUUAUGAAAUAUUAAAAUAUUUAAAUAAAUUUCCAUCUAUUGAAGAUUAUCAUUUAUAUUUAAUAGAAUAUGAAAAAAAAAUUUUCUAUGAUUUACGUUCAAUUAUUUUAGAAUUACGUACGAUUUUUCUAAAAACAUACGAUAUUAUUAUGAAAAAUUUAACUAAAAUUCAAAUGCCUAGAAAUCAACAAAAUAUAUCUAUGAUUAAUUAG
This is a messenger RNA of Rotaria sp. Silwood1, 693 nucleotides long. Lineage: Eukaryota; Metazoa; Rotifera; Eurotatoria; Philodinida; Philodinidae. The record is from the annotation of a GenBank genome assembly.